Gadus macrocephalus (Pacific cod) is the source of this 1718-nucleotide messenger RNA. It is a transcript of the gene vps72a, whose product is annotated as vacuolar protein sorting 72 homolog a. Gene Ontology annotation, cellular component: nucleus. The record is from RefSeq and is a predicted model, not a curated record. Bases 254 to 1375 code for a protein of 373 amino acids. Gene Ontology annotation, biological process: chromatin remodeling; regulation of DNA-templated transcription. Gene Ontology annotation, molecular function: ATP-dependent H2AZ histone chaperone activity. Lineage: Eukaryota; Metazoa; Chordata; Actinopteri; Gadiformes; Gadidae. The transcript is spliced from 6 exons.
ACCGUCACGUGAGCCAACCCGGAAAUACUCUACUACUACAACAGGAACACUAGGAGCUAUGAGUAGCGUUAGCUAACGCUUGCUUAUCACCUAAAUGACAUGGUUUGAUUGUUUUUAGAGAUUCAAAGUGCGUCGGAAGACGAGUGACACUCAUUCCCGUGCAACAACAAAACGAUAGUCUCUGUGAAUCUUUAAAAAGUGUCUCUAGUAGACGUUAUUCUCCUCUUGUGGGCUAGUCUUAGCCACUACAACAAUGAGUCUGGCGGUAGCCCGAGAACCCCGCAACACUGCGGGGAACCGCAUGUCAAAACUCCUCGAUGCUGAAGAGGAGGAUGACUUCUACAAGACUACCUAUGGCGGGUUCAAUGACGAAUCGGGGGAUGACGAGUACCACGGCGAGCACUCGGACACGGAGGACGAGGUGGACAGCGACUUCGACAUCGACGAGGGAGACGAGCCCGACAGCGACCAGGAGGACGCGGCACCGCGCAAGAAGAUGCGAGUCGUCACUAAAGCCUAUAAGGAACCCAUUAAGGUUGCGAAGCCCAAGCCCAAGAAACCGGCAGAGGAACAGAAGAAGACGGAGAAAACCAAAGUAGAACUGAAGAGGAAGAUACCAGUGGAGUUCGAAGACUUUGCGGAGACCCGUAAGUCCGUGCGCCAGUCCACCAGCGAGCACACACGCAAGACCAACCUGCGGCUGCAGGAGCGCCAGGAUGCCCCGCGGCGGAGGAGGGGGGCUCACCGAGACCGCCCUCUGACCCAGGACGAGCUGCUGGCCGAGGCCAAGAUCACGGCGGAGGUCAACAUCCGCUCGCUAGAGAACUACGAACGGCUGGAGGCGGACAAGAAGAAGCACGUGCACAAGAAGCGUCGCUUCGACGGCGCCACCGUCCGCUACCACUCGGUGCUCAUGCCCCUGGUGUCCCACUCGCUCCUGAGGGAGGAGAACGUGGACGUGGAAGGCCUGGACCAGGACGUCCCCGCGACCACCUCGGCCGCCCACCCCGCCUCCACCUCGACCACGCCCACCCCCCCGGGGGGGCUCUGCUCGCGGACGUACAUCACCUUCAGCGACGACGACGCGCUGGAGACGGCCUUCCCUGCCGCGGCGCAGGCCUCGGCGCUGCCGCCCGUCCAGGAGGUGUGCCCUGUGACGCACAAGGCGGCGCUGUACCGCGACCCCGUCACCGACAUCCCCUACGCCAACGCCCGCGCCUUCCGCAUCAUCCGCGAGGCCUACCGCAAGUACGUGGCGGCGCACGGCUUCCCCAACCCCGGGGCCGUCGGCGCGGCGACGGGCCUCGAGCCCUCGGCCGCCGCCAAGGGCGUCCGGCAGAAGAUGGCGGUCAAGCAGGGUGCCGUGGCGACAUAGGAGCGGUCGCCGUGGCGACGGAGGCGAGGUCGUCGCGGUGACCUAGACGUGGUCAGACGCGACGGUGGUAUUUUCAUGUUUCUUUUGUUUUUGUUUUGUGUCUUUUUCUACCUGGGGUGGGGGGGAAACAAGACAUUAAAUGGACGGACUAUAUCGCAGGGGCAGAAGGGUAAGACGUUGUCCUUAGUGGCGUUUCGUGGCCGAGUUCCCUGGAACUCAGCCACGACGGGAUGCUCAGGAUGCUCAUGGAGUGGAUGAGUAUCCUGCCAACUUCCUAUCGGAACUAAUGCUUCCAUUGACUUUCAAAUGUUAUGAAUAAAACAAACUUAAUAUUGAGGUCAAA